UAAGUUCCGCCCCGUGCGCGCCGGCCCCGCCCCGCGCUGCUCCCGCGCCGUCCGCCCCCCGCCGCUCGCCCCGGCCGGGCCGGGCCGGGCACCCCGGGGUACCCCGGCUCCGAUGUGGCCUCCUCGCCACCACCGCUUGGGGCCUCCCGGACAGGUUUCACCCCAGAUGUGGCGAUGAAGGCCUAGGGGAGCCUCGGAACCUCAUAGACUAGUUUCACAUCCCAGCUCAGCCAGUUAGAAGCCUGAUUUUUGACAAGCCCAGGCGAGUGCCAGGCCUGAUUCUGCAAAGCCUUUCACCCUCCGAGCACAUGAGGCAGCAGGAGGUCGAGGUUCUGCCAGCUUCCAUGGAGUCCCUGCUGCUGUGGACCAGUACUGGACCUGCACAGAGAGCCCAAAAAGGGGCUAGAGGUGCAGGAAAGGACCUGAGCUGGUCUGACAAGAUGUACCAGGUCCCACUGCCGCUGGACCGGGAUGGGACCCUGGUCCGGCUCCGCUUCACCUUGGUGGCCCUGGUCACGGUCUGCUGUCCACUUGUCGCCUUCUUCUUCUGCAUCCUCUGGUCCCUGCUCUUCCACUUCAAGGAGACAACGGCCACACACUGUGGGCCCUUGGACCCCGAUGCGACCGUGUUCCGGCUGCGAUUUACAACCAUGGUCUGUUGGGUCAUCACUUUCCCUGUGUUCGGCUUCUUCUACUGCAUCAUCUGGUCUCUGGUGUUCCACUUUGAGUACACAGUGGCCACUGACUGUGGGGUACCCAACUAUCUACCUUCGGUGAGCUCAGCCAUUGGUGGGGAGGUACCCCAGCGUUAUGUGUGGCGCUUCUGCAUCGGCCUGCACUCGGCGCCACGCUUCCUGGUGGCCUUCGCUUACUGGAACCACUACCUCGGUUGCGCCUCCCCGUGUCCUGGCUACCGCCUGCUCUGCCGCCUGAACUUCAGCCUCAACGUCAUCGAGAACCUUGCGCUGCUAGUGCUCACCUAUGUCUCCUCCUCCGAGGACUUCACCAUCCAUGAAAAUGCUUUCAUUGUGUUCAUCGCGGCAUCCCUCAGUCACAUGCUCCUCACCUGCGUUCUCUGGCGGCUGACCAAGAAGCACACAGUAAGUCAGGAGGACCGCAAGUCCUACAGCUGGAAACAGCGGCUCUUUAUCAUCAACUUCGUCGCCUUCUUCUCUGCUCUGGCUGUCUACUUCCGGCACAACAUGUAUUGUGAGGCUGGAGUUUACACCAUCUUUGCCAUCCUGGAGUACACCGUUGUCCUAACCAACAUGGCAUUCCACAUGACAGCAUGGUGGGACUUUGGGAACAAAGAGCUGCUCAUAUCUUCUCAGCCCGAAGAAAAGCGAUUCUAAACCCCUCUGCUGCUGGAAGAGAGCCCAAUGUUGAGAAACAAGAAACAACUCUGGCCUUCCCUAUCUUGUUAUUUCCUUUCUGGGCCCUUUGAAGCUGGGGGAGGGAGAAGGGUAGAAGGGCAUAGCAUAAGGCUGAUCCCAGCACUGCUGGUUUCUUUUCCUCAACCCUCAGAGGCACAGGAACCUUCAAGUAACACCACCCUUAACUGAGAAGACCCAAGAAGCCAAGCUGGCAGGAGAGCUCCACCUCUUGGUGCUAAAAAAUCUCAAGGUUUAUAACCACCAUGUAGUUUCUGGCCUUUAUACACCCACCUUUCUCUGAGGCUGGGUACCACUGAGAAGUGUCUGUUACCUGAAAACCACAGCUGCGUCUCUCCGGGUCACUCCCCUAACUUGUCUAGUGAUCUACUAUGUGCAUCCAGGCUGUGGCCAUAGUCCUGUUGAGACUGCUCAGGUGUCCUAUCCUGACCUCACUUCUUUGAACUGGUAUGUGCUCUAGCAUGUGUACUCUUUCCUAUCUGACCCUUGGUGUAUUCAGAUACAUGAUAGGGGCAGGUGUGCUGUCUGAUUUCCAUGGGUUCUGCAGUGCGGCUCAUCUCUGAUGAGGUGGUGUUCUAUACCUGAAGGAUGACCGUCCAGGAAAAGCACCAUCAUAGCAUGUGUUGCCCUUCAUUUCUGAAAUCACUAGCUUACAGACCCUGGGGUGGAGGGGUCAGAGACAUAACUCCCUAGCCUAAAAUGGGUUCCGUGGUGUCCCUCUAUGUCCCCUAGUCCCCUGAACUCUGAGCUUUUGUGCUUGUACAUUUUAUUGCAAAUAAAAAUAAAUUUUUGAUUUUUGCCAAUAA
Molecule: messenger RNA, 2197 nt
Organism: Cavia porcellus (domestic guinea pig)
Lineage: Eukaryota; Metazoa; Chordata; Mammalia; Rodentia; Caviidae
Gene: Pgap2
Product: post-GPI attachment to proteins 2
Exons: 9
Coding region: 309-1352 (347 amino acids)
Biological process (GO): GPI anchor biosynthetic process
Cellular component (GO): endoplasmic reticulum membrane; Golgi membrane
Source: RefSeq, a predicted model, not a curated record